ACGCGGCUUCAGUGCAGUAGUACGAUAUAGACAAGUGGAUGCCGUGAAUGAAAGUUUAUAGUACGCGCUGAGAUAUAUACGACCCGCGGUUUAUUGGUUUUUAGGUCGAAUGUGAUUGUGCAUUGAUUGGAUUGUACUAUUUGUGCACUGACAGAUCUAUUCCUGAACGCUUUUAGAUCAAUUGGAUAAAAUGAUACCACGGGCUAGAUGUAAAAUAAGGACAGUGAUACUUAUAUGUAUAGUAGUAAUCCUUCUAGUACAAAUUGUUUCAUCUCAAAGAGAAAGAGCUUCGAGGCGGAGGCUUCGAAGGCCGCUGAAAUCCACAUCCCAAGGCAUAUCAUCCGCUUCGAACGACCAAGAAGUGGCUCCUAGCGUGACGAAGUUGAGGCGAGCGAGACCGGGAAACAAGAGAACGUCGGACAACGCAGUCAGCGGAACUUCCCCGAAAAAAGACCAGGAUGGCCACAAGAUUGUGUGUUACUACACCAAUUGGUCGCAGUACAGAGUCAAAAUCGGCAAGUUUACGCCGGAAGAUAUACUGCCCGACCUUUGCACCCAUAUCAUUUUCGCUUUCGGUUGGCUGAAGAAGGGAAAGCUCUCGUCUUUUGAAAGCAACGACGAGACGAAAGACGGUAAAGUCGGAUUGUACGAGAGAAUCCUCAAGUUGAAGAAAGCGAACCCUAAACUUAAAACUCUGCUGGCUAUUGGUGGAUGGUCGUUUGGCACUCAAAAAUUCAAGGACAUGUCCAAAACGAGGUAUACGAGACAAACGUUCAUCUACAGUGCGAUCCCGUUCCUUCGAGAUCGCGGUUUCGACGGCUUGGACAUGGAUUGGGAGUAUCCCAAAGGCGCAGAGGAUAAGAAAAAUUUCGUUUUGCUAUUGAAAGAACUGCGGGAGGCUUUCGAAGCUGAAGCACAGGAAGUUAAACAACCUAGGCUUCUUCUCUCAGCAGCGGUACCGGUAGGACCUGAUAACAUCAAGGGUGGUUACGAUGUACCAGCUGUUGCGUCAUACUUAGAUUUCAUUAACUUAAUGGCGUACGAUUUCCACGGUAAAUGGGAGAGGGAAACAGGCCACAACGCUCCACUUUACUCUCCCAGUUCAGACAGUCAGUACCAGAAGCAACUCAACGUAGAUCACGCUGCUAAUCUAUGGGUAAAACUCGGAGCGCCUAAAGAGAAGAUGAUAAUCGGUAUGCCUACAUAUGGUAGAUCGUUUGCGCUAUCAAACGUUGACAAACAUGGCGUUCAUGCUCCAUCUAGCGGAGGCGGAAAAGAAGGGACCUACACCAAGGAGUCUGGGUUUUUAGCGUAUUAUGAGAUAUGCGAGAUGCUCCGAAAUGGCGCCACUUAUUACUGGGACGACGAAAUGAAAGUACCUUAUCUGGUUCACGGCGAUCAGUGGGUAGGAUUUGACGACGAAAAAUCAAUCAGGCACAAAAUGAACUGGAUCAAGGAGAACGGAUUCGGUGGCGCCAUGGUAUGGACCGUUGAUAUGGAUGACUUCACAGGUACUGUAUGUGGAGGUGAAGUCAAGUAUCCGCUUAUAGGAGCCAUGAGAGAAGAACUAAGAGGUAUAUCUAGGGGUAAGGGUGCCAAAGACGUGGACUGGGCCGCUGUGGCGGGGCCCGAGGAAUCAGAAGGGGAAUUAGAAGAGGAAGUUGUCGAAAAACCAAAACCCAUGAAGAUAGCGGUGUCUGAGGUUCUGAAACGCGCGAGAAAGCCACUAACUAAAAAGAACAAGAACAUUAUAAAUAAAAAAGUGAGACAACCUCAAGUGUUCUGUUACAUGACGAGCUGGUCUCAGAAACGACCGGGUGCUGGCAAAUUCACCCCGGAAGAUGUGAACCCUGCAUUAUGUACCCACGUCAUUUACGCAUUCGCCACGCUGGUUGAUCACAAAUUGGCAGAGGCUGCGGACACUGAUCCAGAAAUGUACGAAAGAGUGAUCGCAUUGAGAGACAAAAAUCCCGAGUUGAAGAUUCUUCUUGCUAUUGGUGGAUGGGCAUUCGGCUCUAUGCCGUUUAAGGAAUUGACCGGCAAUGUUUUCCGAAUGAAUCAGUUCGUCUACGAUGCCAUCGAUUUCCUGAGAGAGUAUAAAUUUAAUGGACUGGACGUCGACUGGGAGUAUCCCAGAGGUGCCGACGAUAGAGCCGCUUACGUCAACCUGCUGAAAGAGCUUAGGGUUGCAUUCGAAGGGGAAGCAAAAUCCAGCGAGCAACCCCGAUUGCUGUUAACUGCCGCCGUGCCGGCUUCGUUUGAAGCUAUAGCUGCUGGUUACGACGUGCCCGAAAUUGCCAAGUAUUUGGACUUUAUCAAUGUUAUGACUUACGAUUUCCACGGCCAGUGGGAGAGAACCGUUGGUCAUAAUUCUCCCUUGUUCCCUCUGGAGAGUGCGACAAGUUACCAAAAGAAAUUGACAGUGGAUUACUCUGCGAGAGAGUGGGUAAAGCAAGGUGCACCAAAAGAAAAGCUAAUGAUAGGCAUGCCCACAUACGGGCGCAGCUUUGAGUUGGUCAACACCACCCAAUUCGACAUCGGAGCGCCGGCUAGCGGGGGAGGAAAACCAGGAAAAUACACCUCCGAAGCUGGAUUCAUGAGUUUCUACGAAAUAUGCGAAUUCUUGCACGAAGACAACGUUACGUUGGUAUGGGAUAACGAGCAGCAAGUACCUUUCGCGUACAAUAAUGACCAAUGGGUUGGAUUCGACGACGAAAGAAGUUUGAAAACCAAAAUGGCGUGGCUGAAAGAAGAAGGCUUCGGAGGCAUAAUGAUUUGGUCGAUUGAUAUGGACGAUUUUAGAGGAUCGUGCGGUGGCAGUAAAUAUCCUCUGAUAAACGCUAUGAGGCAGGAACUAGAAGGAUACAAAGUUAAAUUAGAAUACGAAGGUCCAUACGAAACCAGCGUGUCUUCAGGGCAAUAUACAACCAAAGAUCCAAAUGAAAUCACUUGUGAUGAGCAAGACGGCCAUAUCAGUUACCAUCCGGACAAGUCUGACUGCAAAAUGUACUACAUGUGCGAGGGAGAAAGAAAGCACCACAUGCCAUGUCCGGCCAAUUUGGUAUUCAAUCCGGAUCAGAACGUCUGUGAUUGGCCGGAGAAUGUUGAAAGUUGCUCGCAGUUUACACCGGCGCCACCGGCAAGCAGAUAAAAUAAACAUGGAAACGUUUGAUGGGCUUUUGCAAUAGGUUGUGAAGUGUUUUCACGUGGUACGAUAUAACAUGUAUUACUGAAAAAUGUACCUAACGAUUAGUGCCUGUAGAUUUUAUGUUAUUGUUUUUUCUUUUGUUUUAUAGCGGUUACGCUUUCCGAUUUUAUAGUAUAAAUUGAGAGUUCGUCGUCGUUUUAUUGUAUUUUAAACUUUAACGAAGAUUCGGCUCGGAUGCCGAAUAAUUUUGAGGAUCUACAGAGCAUAAAGGGAUGACAAUACACUGCCAUAUUAAAGACGUUUUUCCAUAUUUUCUUUCUCCCGCUAUCGACAUGUUUACGUUUUCACUUACUAAUCGCUCGAGUUGUUUUAGUUACGUCAUGUAAAUGUGGUAUUAUAUUUAUAAAUAUUAUUUAUAAACGCUAAAAUAUAUUUUUUUAAUUAUUUCUAUGUUUAUAAGUUUGUAUAUUUAAUAUAAAUAUAGAUUUUUGUUGUAAAUAUAGAUAU
Cylas formicarius (sweet potato weevil) is the source of this 3655-nucleotide messenger RNA. It is a transcript of the gene Cht7, whose product is annotated as probable chitinase 10. The record is from RefSeq and is a predicted model, not a curated record. Gene Ontology annotation, biological process: carbohydrate metabolic process; chitin catabolic process. Gene Ontology annotation, cellular component: extracellular region. Gene Ontology annotation, molecular function: hydrolase activity, hydrolyzing O-glycosyl compounds; chitin binding. Bases 191 to 3151 code for a protein of 986 amino acids. The transcript has 15 exons. NCBI's taxonomy places the organism in Eukaryota, Metazoa, Arthropoda, Insecta, Coleoptera, Brentidae.